GUAGAGAAAAAGCUGGCUGACUUGUCAGAGUUAUGCUAUACCAUCAUCAGACUGCCUGUGGUAUAUGGACCUGGGGACAGAACAGGCCUAAUGCCGAGACUGAUGGCUGCUGCCAUCUACAAGCACAUGGGAGAAACCAUGAAGCUUUUAUGGAAUGCUGAACUUAAAAUCAAUACUGUCCACGUAGAAGAUGUUUGCAGAGCCAUCUGGUUUGUAGGAAACAGGGACGAUACAAACGGACAGGUCUACAACGUUGUUGACGACGCAGAUUCCACUCAGGGCUCGAUCUCUAGCAUCUUAUCAGAGCUAUUCAACUUGAAAAUUGACUACUAUGGAAACUUAGUAUCAGCUGUGGUUGAUCUAGUGGGCGCAGCAGAUGAUGCUAAUGACAAACACUUGACUCCUUGGGCAGAGAGUUGCCGAAGAAACGGCAUCGAUAAUACCCCUCUGUCUCCUCACAUGGAUUCUGAGCUUCUCCUGCACAAGCAUCUGAGGUUAGACGGAGGAAAACUGAAGCAGUUGGGCUUUAGUUUAACAUUUCCAAAGCCUACUAUUGAUAGUUUGAGGUCUAUUUUGGAUGACUACGUUAGAAUGAAAAUCUUUCCUAGUUCCCUUGUUCCUUAAACAUGAAUUUUUGUGUUCUCGAUCAUUUCCAUAAUUUAAAUAUGCUUAUUUUCUUGUACAGGGUGUAGCAUGAAGUUUGGAAAUUUUGAAUCUUAAUGAGUACUGCAACAGGUUUGUUGAAAUUUCUAGUACUAGGCCACCUUAGUAUUUUGAGACUGAAGCCAAAGUAUUUGCAAAUCCGUGACCUUCUGUUUUUGAAAAAAAAUUAGUUAAUGGUCAGAAUCUUAAAAGACAUGAGUGACAAGUUGAGUCUUCGGAUAAUGAACAAAAAAUUACCCUCAGCGCUAUGUUGAAUGCAAUUAAAUUACCACGAAAAAUGAAAGAAAUGAAAAUACAACUGAAUCUGAUUUUUAAUUUCAUUAUUGAAAUUUACUUAAUCUAUUUUACCACUGGAAGUUUUUUAAAAUGACAGUGGUGUUGACUACAAUCAAAAUACAGUUAAAACUGAUACAGCAGUGAAAAAUUUCAUGAAACCCAAUUCAGUUUUCAAAGUUCACUCAUACUAUAUUACUAUAUUAUAUUAAAAGUACCCCCUAUGUGAUGUUGACUACAAUUAAAUUUCAACAAUCAAUAUUUUAUUUUCAGUAUGGUGGUAGAUACUGUUUAGUGAAAAUUUCACAAUAAAAUGAUACUUGUAUAAUUUUUAUUGCUUCCUUUGUUGCUAAAAACAUCGCCCCCUUAGUUGAUGUUGAAGUGAUCUUCAUCAAGUUUUUAACUUUGACUUCGUUCUAAAAUUUUAAUUCAAUUAUUAAUUAUUGCUUCUUUCGUUUCUGGAAAAAAAUAUUUUCACUUAGUGACUAGUAACCCCCUCAGUGCCAUUGAUUCAAUUAAAAUACAAUAAAUUAGAAUACAAUUAAAAUUGAUACAGCAAAAAAGUUCUGGGGGUGAAAUUUGAUACCUUUUUUAAUUUCAAUUAAAACUUGCUGUGAUGUUUCUUGCAUCGCCACAAAAACUAUACAAUAGACUCUAUUGAAUAGAGGAUAUUAAAUUAAAUAUUUUUCAUUGUUUCAAGUGUCAGUUUUCUAUAUCUUCCAUUGUUCAUUUGCUGUAUUGGACAAAAAUUAUUUGGCUAAGUGUAGUAACUAACAAAAUAAACUUCCUUUUAGUGAUUCAUUCAAAGUGGGCUGUAUUUUUUGUGACUCGUUUCAUAUAAGGAGUGUUAUUAACAUAAAACUUACUAUACCAUAAUCUUAUGUAUUUGAUGAGUACAGAACAAAAAUAGUGUCAAAUAAUUUGAAAUAGAAACAAAGAGAUGCAAUAUUUAUGAUUGUUUAAUGCUAUUAUCGCAGUUUUUUUGUUCUUGAAAUCAAAUCACAGGUGCCAGGCAAAACUACCUGAAAUGUUUUAGAGUUACGCCAGACGUGUUCUGAAUUGUUACUGUAACAAAAAUUCCUUUGGGACCGUGCAUGUUCGAAUAUAUUGUACACAUAAUGCAUUACAUACAAAAGUACUUACAUUGUAAAACCAGAACAUUCAGAGUUACUUUCUCCCACAUGGCCAUACAAAAAUGAUCACAAUUGUAACAGUUACUUCAUAGAAAAUAGUCAUUAUUGCCAUUAACCAAUCAAAACUGGAAUUUUCAUUCCAAAAAUGAAAAUUGACCUUGAUAAAUACUGGUAAAAUUGAAAAAGGUGCAGUAUUUCAGAAGAUGCUCAUAAUAUAUGAAAAAUAUUUUAAAAGAUUCCAAUUGGAAAAAGUACUCCAUACUGUUUUAAUGAUGAAAACAAUUCAUUUCUUUUCAUACUUUCAUCGAAAGAAUGGGUACUUUAUUAUAUUCUUAGUUAAUAUUUAUGCAUUUCAGAUGCCAAAAAUGUCAGUACUGCACAAAAGAUAUUCAGUGUGAUUAAUGAGUACUGUUUUGAAAUGAUAUAAGCAUAAGAGGCUCCAAAAAUGAAUUCUUCUGAUCUUCUGGUAUAAGGUUUGAAAACAAUAUUGGCCAAAAAGCAAAGUGAACCAAUUUUCUAUAAUCAUAUCAUAUCAUAUAAUCAAUUCUAUAAUCAUAGUCAAAAUUGUGACUAAUGAUAAAAGUAGUUGAAUAUUGCAUAUCAAUAUUGGUCAAAGUACCAAGUAGUGUUGGAAAAGUGCUGAAAUCAAAAUGCUAAUGAAGGUGGUUAUAAUAAAUACUUCUGAAUUGUACAUGUACAUAAAUUGAUCUUCACUUGAUGGUGGUAAUACUUGAAGUUCAGAAACCUCAGUACUUAUUGGAAUCUCAAAACGAUAUGCAUAGACUUAAGCUACACCCUGCUUGUUAGAGAGUUAACUGUUUGAAAAAUGUCGAUAUAUUUUGUAUAUUUUUUUGGAAAAUCAUGCGACUCUGUGAUAUCUCUUCUUUCUAAUUUGUAUACACAGGGUGAAUAUAUUUUGAGGUAGGCGUUAAGUUUGAUAAAAUCUAUGAUCGAGCUGAAAGUAACAUAAGUACAGUUAACUUUUUGAGGACUAUUCUGUAAUUUCGAGUUAUUCUAAUAAGAACCAGUGACAAUCAGAAAAAGAACAGAAUUCGAUAUAAAUAUAAACAAUCUCGAAAUGGUACUACUAGUAUAAUUGAAAUUGCUUUCUACAGUCUUAAGUAUCGUUUAUUUAAAUAUUGAUUGCAUUUAUGAAGCUUAUUUUAAUUAUGUUAGGAUAAUUACUUUUUAUUGAAGUAUUUUGCGCUCAGUCUAUAUACUUUUUUAUUUAUAAUUCUGUUCUACUGUUUCUACAUUUAGAAAACCUUUUUUCUAUUCUUGUCGAAAGUGACAUUCCACUUUAUUUUUGUGAUUUGAGUGUAGGUACUUAUCGAACUGAAAAUGUCAAUUUGCAAAAAAAAUUGCUCAAUUUAGUUUAUCAUUAUUCUUGUAUUGUUAAUCAACCUCUACUGUUGAACUCUACUGUUAAACUAUUAUAACUAUAUUGAAUA
Molecule: messenger RNA, 3520 nt
Organism: Leptinotarsa decemlineata (Colorado potato beetle)
Lineage: Eukaryota; Metazoa; Arthropoda; Insecta; Coleoptera; Chrysomelidae
Source: RefSeq, a predicted model, not a curated record